Messenger RNA from Hyaloscypha bicolor E, 1095 nucleotides. Its product is annotated as glycoside hydrolase family 79 protein. Lineage: Eukaryota; Fungi; Ascomycota; Leotiomycetes; Helotiales; Hyaloscyphaceae. The transcript is spliced from 3 exons. Bases 1 to 1095 code for a protein of 364 amino acids. The record is from RefSeq and is a predicted model, not a curated record.
AUGUAUAAGCUAAAGUCUCAGUUCCUUGCUACUUGUACUGCCACCGACUCCACAACGAUCAACGCGCCCAUCCGAGUCCAAAGCAACGGACCAACUAUUUCAAUCUCCCGCGAAAUCGGAGCUCUGUCCAUAGAAUUCUGCUACAUUAUCGACUAUCUCGGCGACCUUGGUUCACCAAAUACGUUUUCUCGCCAAUUGCUCCAAAACAUCGAAGAUCGAAUCGGUGCGCCCCCUGUCAUCCGUAUUGGGGGCCAUACUCAAGACGUAGCCCGUUACUGCGAGAAUUGUGCCUCAACAUUGGCGAAUAUUUUCGUACCAGGCAAUGCUGAAGCUGUCAACGUAACAUUCAGCAAAGGCUUGUUCGAAGUGUUGAAUAACAACGUCCCAUCGAAACAGCAGUUCAUCUUUGGCCUAAAUCUGGGACAGGACGAUGUUCAAUUCCCUCUUUCUGAAGUGGUGGCAGCGGAGAAAUAUCUCAGGCCCGAGCGGCUCCGGAGCUUUGAGUUAGGAAACGAACCGGACUUUUUCAAUGUUCAGCGACCGCAUGGAUGGAAUGUGCAGAUAUAUGCUCAGCAGGUUGUGGACUGGCACUCGCAAAUCCAUCAUGCCACUAAGAGGACUCUUUCGGUACAGCUUGGUGCUUUUGCACAAGAACCCAUUUAUAUGGGUAAUUUUUCUCUGGUGGAAUUGAGACAGAUGGGAGUCGCUACCAAGAUAGGACAUGUGACCAGCCUUUCUGAUCAUACGUAUCCUUUUUCAAUUUGCGAUUCGAAACGAGCAGCUUUGGUGUCCUUGCCGAAUCUAAUGAAUCAUAUAAACACCGUCCAGUAUUUCUCACAAUGGGCAAGUGAAAUCGCAGCCGCAAAGUCACAGUCCAUCCCUUUCGUGAUUGGUGAAACAGGCAGUGUUUCCUGUCACGGAAAGGAAGGAGUCUCUAAUAGCUUAGGGGCAACGUUGUGGUCAUUGGACUAUAUGUUACAUGGUGCGGUUUUGGGAAUGCAGAGCGUGUAUUUCCAUGCUGGUACCCCUUUUUAUUAUUCCAUGUGGCAACCUGUGGUUUAUAAUAAUACGCCUGCUGUUGUGUGGCCCACGUAA